ACAAAUGGCUGAAAUUGUUACUUCCUAAUAGUGACGACGAAGACAUUAAUCCAAUUCAAUUCGAUAAAUAUACAGAUCGAUAGGCUUUUGUGAUAUUGAUGCUCUAAGAACAAAAACUUUAUCCAUUGUUCAAAUAUACGUUUACGUGACAGUCAUCAGCCGUCUCAAAUGUCGUAACAAAGUUUGUCAAAACUUCAGGUGUUUUGUCUAAGAUCUAACUAGGUACCUGUCUAGUGGCUAAAUCCUAUUACAAUCUAGUUAUAUCUGAAUCAAUCGACGUUGAUCUGAUUCCUGCCAUUUACCUCCUGUCUCACGUGGCCUGACAGCUCCGCGUCGUGGCGGAAAACUAACGAAUUAGCACAACCAGUCACAUAAUAACUCAACUAAAAACAGCAAAGUUCCUGAUUCGAAAUUUUGUUUUAUGUGUUUUUUCAAUCUAAGCAACAGCUUUAACUGUAGAAUGAAUUCUGCUCUGCGUGCAGAACGUAUGACGUAAACAAUGAUUCAAAAGUUCGCGCCGGAAAGUAUUGUAAAUACCUUAAUUUUUUUUCUCUUUUUCUUUUAUGCUAUUCCACAUACACAUUAGCGUCAUUAUAGUCUGAAUUUAUAGAAUAGAUUCCACGCAGUAAUUGUGGUGUCAUUGGACCUGAAACAUUGUCUUUUGAGAUUGUUCGAGUAAUCUCAGGUAGAGCCCUUAUCUGGUAAUCGAUGUUAAUGAGCGCAAUGAGGGUUCUCCUCUAUCUCUCCGUAUCCAUCACGAUGCUCCGAUAGAGUACAGUAUCGUUAUUAUUUGUCCACAAAGCUAUUUGGAACAAUCAAUACAUCGCCUACAAUGUAAAACUUGGGUUCAAUCGAUGUUCUGUCAGUUCUACCCGCUGGAGCUUGAAACCGUCCCGCGUCUCACAGUUGUUUCUGAGGCUACCAGGUAACUAUCCCUUGUAAUCAACGGCUUCAUCUCUGAACCCAGUAAAAUUCAAAUCUUCUGUUGAUGCCUAUUUCUUAGCUUCCCAACUUUCCCCCAAGCUUCUGGUAUGUCAGUAAAAGGCGAUCAAGCAGUAACCUUGCAAUAUCAUAUAUAUGAAUCGUUAAGUGUAUACGACGGUAUAGAGUAGUCUUGUUUGUUUUGUAUUCAAUUCCCUCCAUUGUAACGAUGCAUGGCUUUCUCGAAGUGUUCUGUAGCCUCCUACAUAGGGACGAGAAAAGACUGGCGGAACUAGACCUUUGGCGACAAAAGCAAAAUACAUAGAGGAUCUCUGCACAAAAAGCGCGCAAGUCUGUGAUCCUUUUCUUAUUCCCCAAACGGUCUAAUUUUGGGCCAGCUCAGUGCCCGCCGUAGGAUUUCAGGCAUUUAGAAAACAAGCAACUUCAACCUUCAGACCUCAGCAGGACACCGGUUUGAAUUUUCUCUCCGGAUUUGCCCGUCCUCUGUCGCCAUCGCCAUAACUGCCUACCCGUAUAUAUCGUCCUUCUUCCGACUACGUCUUUCAGAAGAGAUUUUUUGACAGCCUGUAGCAGUAGGUCUUAGAUUUUACGGGCAAAGAAGGCCAUCCUCACUUCAAGCGACACCAGCAUCCUUAAACAUCACAAUUACCAUCGACCCAACAACGUUAAAGACGGUGAUUUCGCCGCUUGCACUCAGCCCUCUUCGAAGCCUGAAUAUGGACCCGCUAAAUGGCUCCGUAGGGCACGUCGAUCGGCGACGCCUUGCUCAGUCCUGCUGAGUCCGCGCCCAGCCCGUGUCCAACAGGGAUAGAGUCCUGAUCUGGGUACCCGUCCAGCUAAAGCUGCCCUGUAUAGUUGUUAUGCUUGCUUCGGCAUCGAUGUCAGACAGAACUGCCAUCAAGCGUUGUUCUUUAGUUGGUUUAACAACCACGCUGUUCGCUUGCUAUCAUUUCGAGUUGUUUAUCGUCCCGCAGUUAUCGGCCAUCGCGUGCUGUUUCGGUGGUUUCGCCUCUAGCUACCUUUUGUCAUAGCCCGUACACGCGAUCUUUUUUGACGCGCGCACACGUUCGUGUUGGUUUUAGUGUACCAUCGUUCGGUCAGUCACUGAGUCGGCUGGUUAUCUUUUCACUCCGGACGCUUCUCUUUUAGAUACUUGGAUCUAGUCCGCUCCUAACCAUUUGCCGUAACACUGCCUUUGUUGAGUGUCUCCUGUUGAGAGCUGUUGUAGCUGCUAAAAAACGCUUCUUCGUCUUCAUCGCUAUUAUGUAGUAUUUUGGCUUGCGACUGGCUACUCUUAGCCUCACGACAGAUCUCGCAUAGGUUUUACGAACAGGUCUACGGAUCUGCGGAUCGAUCGAUCUAGUGACAAAACGCUGUGUACGAAUCUGCGCAGAACUGCAGGGACUCAAGAACACGGACAAUAAAGCGUCAUUUCGCUUGUAUCAGCAGAAACACCGUGCGCUCUUCAGGUUUGCCUUUCUGGGGCAGAGUCUUGCUCACGAUAGCUGAACUACGUCGCCCUUCAUUAUGUGCUUCUGGCUUUCUCCAAUCUUUUUCAUCUUCCUUCAGGCUCGUUUUCGUCUAUUUUUGACUAUUCCUAUCGCUGCGCCUCACUGUCUCUCGCUUUUUCGCCUUUAUCCGCUUGUCUAGCUAUCCCGCUUUCUUGUUUUGAGUCUUCAUUCUAUAGCUCGUCCGACUAGAUCCACUGUCUAUAGGGCUAGUUGUCGUCUUUGGACGCCUAUGAUGUGGCGCUCCGUUGACUCGCUAUACUUUAGUAGGCGUGCUAAUACUAUCUAUAUUUCGCCCCGUAUACAACUCGUCCUGAACGAGCUGAACUUGGUAACAGCAUUUUCAUAGGCUACAGGGGGCAUCAUCUUCUUUUGAUGUGUCGAAAGACUGUUUCUAUUUUGCUACGUCGCAUCUUCUGUGUGCUGACGGCCAGUGAUAGCCAAGUGGUUGCGCGAAGAACGGCGUGGUAGAGAGGAAACGCUGGAACGGGUCUGUGCCGCUAGACCCAUAACGAGGCAGACCUACGAUACAGCUGUGGUGGUGACUCUGAAGAGCAAUGAUGCGUCUCCGGGCUGAGGAGAGAUAAUCAGUCGUAGCGAUUGGUGCCGCUGCUGUACUGAAGUUGCUUCGAGUGCGACCGCUGCCGCUUCUGCUGACGUCAACUUAAAUCGAGUCGGUGUCCCAAUGAAAGCUGCUAAAUAAUAGGAAGACCCAGAGCACUAGCAAUUGGCUGUUGAGGCUCAAUUCUGCCUUACGUUGGUGUUAGGUAUUAGUCAUCGAGCGUGAUCUCCAGCCAAUUCACUGCUUCCGCACCUUGGCCCCCUCUCGUCGUUCAGAUUGGUCCAAGGCCGAAGUGAAUUUAGCCUACUCUAUUGAAGAUUUGUCUUUUCGUGCUUCUGCGUUGUCGUGGCCGUUCAGUAGGCCUUUGCUCAUUCGCUGUGCUAUUUCGUCGCUUACCUGACCAUACAAUAUAAUAGUGCUUAGCUAAGCAGAGUUAGCGAGAUAAAGUCCAGCUCGGCUUACUUCAGCCAUCCCUCUCCUGGCUGGUGCUAUUCGGGGUCAACCGGAGGCUUUGUCACGCUAUAGUUUCUAGUUGUUAUCAUGGUCAAAACAGUGGUUCUAGUCCUCGUAGAACCCUAACACGAAACUGCCAUGGCCAAUGAUGCUGGUGAUGAUGAUUAUACCAAACCAUUGCUAAGGGAGUGAGUAGCGGCUGUCGUUAGUAGCUUUGGCCGUGAGUGGGAGGGGGAAAGAGCCAUCUGAUGAGAAGGGAGUGGCGCGACUUGUAGCCGCACUAGCGCCAGCUACACCAGCCAACCCGCGACCAUUCUGUUUUUUGCCGAAUGGUCCCCGUGGCUUCACUUCGACUACAUCACGACGGCUACAAGAAGAGAACAAGCGUCUGCCUACCGGCCGGCCGGCCGGCCGGCCGGCCGCUCAUUGGCUCACGGUGCGCGGUUCACAAACGAAGAAGGCCAAGCCGUCAAGAUAACAAGUCAGCCUGUGGCUGUCGCGUACGGCUUUCUUUUUUGCCGUUGGUGCUUCACCGUCGCCUCUACAAUUGUGGUACUGUUAUUGCCAAUUGCCACUCGGAACUGUUGCCGCUGCGGCAACUCAUGAGUUACUCAUGCAGUUUCGCCCGUUUGCUGGCAGUUACUUCUGCUGCCGCCGCGACGGCCGUAGCUGCGUCCGUCAUUGGAAGAGAGCGCUUUGUCUGCCCUCCCUCAUUCGCCGACUCACGGAGUCACCGGCUCUCUCACGAGAUAACAGCGUCCCGUCAGACUGCCGGCCAGUCAGCUUGCAGCAGAAGCUACAGAGAGUCCUCGACGGAGCCUGUUAGGAAGAGAAACGCCGCUGCUCCGAAGAGAAGCGUCCGUUGGCGCCGCUAUUCAACCAAAGAAAACACGAGCGUCAGCGAAACGGUUACAACACUCCACGCUACCUGUAUAGGAGAUAGAGGGAGAACGCGCGUUGUAAAAAUAGAAGUGUUCGCUCUGUGCGUCCGAUAGAACUGAAGUGAACCGUCACGACGACAACGGUCAAAUCGCCAGAAUAAAACAGAAGCAAAACAGGAUCAGACAACGCGAACGCACACCAGCUUGUUACCCUGAAAUACGCCAAGCCAAUUCGAAUAGAGUCGUAAGUUUCUGCAACAGAAGUUUACUCCUGGUUGUUGAUUACUCGUUGCUAGUUAAUCGCCGGUGGAUUUGCACAGAGAAUCGGGACGUAAACGACUUAAUUUCCUGAGUAGCACAGCUAGAUAAUGAGGACACUGUGUUGGCCAGGUCUGGCAUCAGAAAGGAAAGAAAAAUAAAAUACUUCGAUCAGCAGGAAAACUUGUUCUCAAGCGUAUUACUGAAAUGUGCAUUUGGCAUUGAGGUGCUCGUGUGGUGCUCGAUAGGAACGAAGUUGAUAACGAAUUUGGAUAGACUUGACAGGUAUCUGUGCCUGAUGCGACCUAGUGGUAAACCGUGAUGAAAAGUACAGAACUAGACACCCCGUGGAUAUGUUUUUACUGUAUUUGUUAGGUGUCAGUUAGACGAGUGAUGUGAGUGAAGCUCGGACUCUGCAAUGCGCGGUAUUGUCGAAUCAACGGAGGUUUAUUUUACUAUCUUGUUCAAUUUCUCGUAAACCAGAGUAAAGUCUGAAGCCGUAUCCUUUUAGGACAAGGUUUUCGGUAAAAUUAUACCAUGAAAUCGAAUGCCCAACGGCCUGUUGGAUCUCAUCGGUCUCACAGCAUGACUCUCGCCUUCUGCACGAUUUGAAUAGAUAGUGUACUAUCUCAACUCAAGGACCUCUAGGGAAAACCCUGUCACUUGGCACCAAACGAAAAUAGUACCACAAAAUUACGAUGAAGCCAACAAGUUCUGCCUUGCAUCUUAUCAGGUUUCUACUAUCAUGGCUUCUACCGUCGUGUGCGUACACGUCGUCGGUCGUUAAUGUUCACUAUAUCGAGCAAAAUAUUAUUCGGUUUGCCCACGAGGGCGCAGAGAACUUCAGUCAACUCCUCUUCGAUGAAAAUAAUCAGCAGUUGAUUGCCGGUGGACGGGAAUUUAUUUUUCGGUUAAGCCUCGACGAUCUAAUGCCACUUGAAAGCCAUGAGUGGGUCUCGUCGAAUAAGACGAUUGAGCAAUGCAUUCUCAAGGGCCAGACGGCUCUAAACUGUCGUAACUACAUAACUAUUCUCCAUAAGAACAACGGGUCAAUCUUGGCGUGUGGAACAAAUGCAUUUUCGCCGCUAUGCCGACGAUAUUCCCCACACGAUUUAAGCUUCGUCCUCAGCGAGGAGACAGGAAUCACCAAAUCACCCUACUAUCCAAUAGCAAACAUUACUUCACACAUCACCGCUGACGACAAUCUCUUUCUCGGCGGUCCCAUUGACUUCGUUGGUAAUGACUUCGCCUUCCUUCGAACUGGAACAACUGGUCCGUUACUUCGAACUACACAGAACGACCAAAAAUAUCUCAACAGGCCUCAGUUUAUCGCGUCAUUUGAAAUUGGCAGUUUUAUCUACUUUUUCUUUCGUGAGUCCGCCCUCGAAUACAUGCGUUGUGGUCAAGCGGUCUAUUCGCGGGUUGGUCGGGUGUGCAAAAACGAUUCAGGCAGUUCCAUCAUGAAGCAUACGUGGACAACCUUCCUCAAGGCUCGACUCAGCUGUUCACUGCCUGGCAAUAUUCCGUUCGACUUCAAUGAGGCUCAAAGUGUCGCCUACCUCAGCUCCCUGAAGACGUUCUAUAUAUCGUUCACGACGCCUGAUAACAGCAUAUAUGGAACAGCAGUGUGUUCAUACACUCUGAAUGAUAUCGAGGCGGCAUUCAAGGGGCCUCUUACGGGCGCGAUGAAUGACUUCCAACGAGGCAGGACAGCUCCAGCCCGUUUCGAGUGCAACAUAAACGAUGAACUUACUAGCGACGAGAUGAUUGACGUCAAACGAUUUCAGCAGACAUUUGACGUUGUGAGAAACGCUCGCACGAUGCCGCUGUAUCAUUCGAAUCUGGAGCGCCUCGUACAUUUACAGGCUGAUGAAGUAUGGACCUCGUAUCAGACGAGCGUUAGGGUUAUUUUUGUCGUCACAUUGGAAGGUACCCUAAAAAAGAUCGUACAUUAUCCAACCACCGAUGUGACCUGUGUCGUCGAGGAAGCGCAUCUGUUCCGUGAUGGCGAAAAGUUGAAUCGGCUGCUAUUAGUCAAGGAGAAGCAUGCUCUAUUUGCUGCUACUGAUAGAGACAUUCUGAGAAUUCCACUCAGUUUCUGCGGCCAAUACGAGUCACGGGAGACCUGCGUCGAUUCCGGCGACCCCUAUUGCGGAUGGGAUUCGCGAGAAGAGCGUUGCAGCACAGCACCUAACGACAACGUACUCGACGCCUUCUGGGCGCAAGGCCAUGUGUGUCCCAUUCGAGAGACUCCUGUUGCUGUUAAUGGAUCAUGGGGACGUUGGAGCAGUUGGCGAGAAUGCGGCCUCGCUGGAGCUCCGGCAGGCGAACUUUGUAAGUGCCGCCAAAGGAAAUGCGAUUCGCCCGCGCCAAGCAAUGGUGGAACCAAUUGUGUUGGACAUAAUGUUCAUGUGGUCAACUGUACGCGACACGGCGGUUGGACCGACUGGACCGAAUGGUCGGCCUGCAGUGCGCAAUGCGGACCCGGUUUUCAGCAUCGGUCCCGUACUUGCAGUAACCCGCAGCCGGCAUUCGGAGGACAUGAUUGCAUUGGAACAGCGCUUGAAGAACGCGGAUGUCCUGAUAACCCUAUAUGCCACCCUUCAGUUGCAGUUCAAAUACCUAAAGAAGUGACACAUUGGAAUGAAUGGGGAGAAUGGUCUGCUUGUAGCUCUCCCUGUGGUGGUGGCUUCCAAGUGAGGCGUCGUCAAUGCGGAACCGCGAUGAAAACACGAGAAUGUGACCUUGGCUGCUCAAAAGAGUAUCGCAGCUGCAAUAACCACGAGUGUCCAGAAGUUAAAAGCGCACCGGAAUGGGGUGAGUGGCAUAUAGUCAGUCCCGUAUCUACGACUAUUGUCGCAGGGGGCAGCCAAAGAGAAAACAGAAAUGGAUCUCUAUCUACUAAUCCAUCGACAUCGGCAGUGAGUUGGCUGGCCCGACGUUUCCGUUAUCAAUGCAUCGCGCGUGUACCUUAUGCAACAUCUAUCCGACUUGUCUUCUCCAAGAAUGAACGAUCCUGCCAAAACCACGUUGACUGCUACACAUCUUGGGCGGCGCAUCAGGAAACGUCCGAAAACGGCUCGCUUUGGUCGACAUGGUCAGCUUGGAGCCCAUGCUCUGUUUCAUGCGGAGGUGGAGUACAGCGUCGAGAACGCGUCUGUAACAAUCGCGGACACGGCAACAGUGGCUGCUCUGGCCUUUCCAUACAGGAACAACAGUGCAACCAGGAACCGUGCCCGAUCGAAGGCUGGUCGGAGUGGACCCCUUGGUCACGCUGUGAUAACUUAAGCGGGGAGCAGCAAAGGAAACGACAAUGUAUCGCCAAAGAACAGUGGCGUUGCCUAGCUAAUGUGCACACACGCGAAUCGCGAAGUUGUCUCAACGACGAGAACGUCAUCGCAUCGGCAUCAAUCGAAAGCCAGUGCAUUGGUGUUGGUUUGCUCACCUUCACGAUGGCUGUGAUCUUGGCGUACGUAUCCGGUUUGGCGACGAUAGUUCUCGUCGUACGAACUUACAAUAAGCGCCAUCAAGAGGAGGUAUUGAUUAGUGGCGCAUCUGGGUCGUUAUGCAAUAGCAUACAGGGCAUUCACGUACCGAAGCAUUUGGCGUCACAGCCACUCGUCCAAGCAGAAAGCAACACGUACGUGCCAAGCUCAGCCUUCAAGGGACAGUUCGAUGUACUGAACUCUCAGACGGCCUCCCCUGUCAAGGUGACGGCCACAAUCAAGCGAUCAAGCACGUUCCGGGCACAGAUAGAAGAUGACCAAAAUUUCUAAAAAGCGUCGACUUGUUGUUUGUAUAUAAAUAGUAUAUAUUUGUGACAAUGUUUUUCCCUAA
Varroa destructor (honeybee mite) is the source of this 8441-nucleotide messenger RNA. RefSeq names its product semaphorin-5B-like. Gene Ontology annotation, biological process: axon guidance; neural crest cell migration; semaphorin-plexin signaling pathway. The record is from RefSeq and is a predicted model, not a curated record. NCBI's taxonomy places the organism in Eukaryota, Metazoa, Arthropoda, Arachnida, Mesostigmata, Varroidae. Gene Ontology annotation, molecular function: chemorepellent activity; semaphorin receptor binding. Gene Ontology annotation, cellular component: plasma membrane.